UUCAUUCACCAGUCUGGUAGCAAGAAGUUGAGCUUAUGUUCUUUAUCGUUCUGUCAUUUCUUUGGACACAAGAUCAAUUCCAACUGCCAUGGGGUUGACAUCUUGAGCGCCUUCCUAAUACCAUCGCCCCCACCGCGCCUUCCACGACUGAAGUCAAAAAGCAUCAUUGCAUCGGCAACCACAAAUGCGGCUGCAACGACAACGACAACUACAAUUACACGACUUCAAUCUACUACAAUCACCUCCUUUAAGCGGCUUUAGUCUCAGUCUCCUCAUAAGAGCCUCCGACGAUCCCCUAUCACAGCUCCUCUUCAAUCGAUCGCACAGCGACACCGUCGUGUGAUGGCUGCCGUUAGCAAGCGACAACAAGCGCGAAAUGAACGGGAACUUCAAGAUCUCCUCAGCGUAUCUGGGAACUCGGAAUGCGCCGAUUGUGGGGCAAAGAACCCAUCGUGGGCGAGCUGGAACCUAGGGGUGUUUCUGUGCAUGCGAUGUGCAUCCUUACACCGAAAGCUGGGAACACACAUCUCAAAGGUCAAGUCCCUGAGCAUGGAUACUUGGUCUUCGGACCAGGUCUCGUACAUGAGACAGAACGGCAACAUCGCCAGCAACAAGAUCUAUAACCCAAAGAACAGAAAGCCUGAUAUUCCCCAUGACGCAGACGAGGUGGACUCGGCAAUGGAAAGAUUUAUUCGCAAGAAGUAUCAAGAGAAGAGCUUGUCGGACGGUAGACCUGAACCUCCUCGUCGAGACGAUCCCCCUCUCUAUCCUCCAGCGACAAGUUCCAUCCCCCAGGCCGAAUCACCGCCUCCACCCCUACCACCCAAGAAAGGGAAAUUCUUUGGUUUUGGUCUCCGCGCAUCAUCGUCUGCCUUGGGCUUGAAACAUGACAAAAAGAAACAACACCAUGAACCCAGGGUUGAAAGCACCUUUCACAUACCCCGUGACGACUACCACUCACCAUCACGAGCAAACGACGCGCGUUAUGAGAUGACAGAUGCAGAGUUGCAAAAGAAGCUGGCCACGUUACGAGAUAUGGGUUUCACUGAUACCGGGCGCAACACGAGCAUGCUUCGACGUAUGAAGGGCAAUGUUGAACGGACGAUUGAAGCGCUCGUUCAGCUCGGACCCAACAAUAGUUCAAACUCGUCCGCAAGAAAGGAACCCUCGCCCAGCAGACUUCCGGCUUCUAACAACGAAUUUCCACCAGAACCUCCUUCAAAAGGGACAGAGACCUCUAACAACCCUUACAACCACAUUUCAGCAGAGCCCAUUGUCGGCUUGUCCUUUUCAAACCCUCAGGCAACUUCAAGCACAGGAUCUCAAGUAUAUGCAAGCAAUAAUCCGUUCGGGCAGAUCCAUGAUCCGCAACCUGUGCAAUCACAGACCGGACUUGAGCAAUCCUUCCACUCUCUCCAACUAGCUCAGCCUCUGCAACCUCCUCAAGCUCUCUUCCCUCAUAGUACGGGAGGGUACUCCAGUCAAGUUUCAGUUCAAGACCCCAGAUAUCAAACAUCAGUGGCACCCCCAGUCCUGCCAAUGCAGUAUCAACAAGGCUACGUUGCUUCACCGGCCCCAUUGCCAACAAACACGAAUCCAUUCUUUCAGCCUGCUCCCGCAUCUGCUCAGUCUACAGGAAGCAACCCCUACCUUCAACAGACUUCGGGCAAUGUGCAAGCUCCUUCAUCACCAUCGACAAACCCCUUUCUGAAUCUUCAGGCUGGGACUCCAGUUCAGCAAACACAACUUCCUCGACAACAAGGCUCUUUGGCGUCCAAUUUUAACCCGUUUGGUAUUCCACCAUCACCCACACCUGGGACCAGCCAGCAACCACAUUCUCCUAUAAAUCAGCCACAAGAGAUAUAUGGCGGAGCUCGCCCAGCAUCGGCUUUUACACCCUCAUCCGAGUCAAGUAAUCCAUUUGGUCAACAACCACUACAAUCGGGUUCGCAGGGCUCUUUCCCUGGCGCUCAGGGGCAGUCGUCUCAGCAAUAUCUCAAUUAUCAAUAUGGUCUUCUUCAAGCGCGAUCUCAGAGCCAGCCACAAUUGCAAUAUCAAACGCAGCAACAAUUGCAGCCACAAGUUCCACAACCCCAAUAUGCCGCCCAACAACUCUUCUCAUCACAGUCAAAUCCUUUUCAACAGCAAUUCGGCCAGCAACCUCAAUCACUUGCGCCGCAACCAACCAUUCGUCAUGACAGGAAUUCGAUCAUGGCGCUAUUCAAUCAACCCCAGUUUGGCUCUCAGCAACUCGCCUCUAUCCCUGAACCAGCUUCGGAAAACUCCAACGUACAGACCGUUUCAUAUCAGCAACAAGUUUCACCCGCACCAUCGGGCGAUAUCUUUGGAAAUCCCAAUGCCCUAAUUGGUGCAAAACGCAGCUCAACCAUGCCUGUGUCCCUUCAAUCGAUGCAUUCAGCAGGUGGGGCAGGAAGUCGAAAUCCAUUCAUGACCAACACUCCGAGCAUGCCGUCCAAUGCCGAUUACAGCUCAAACCCAUUUGGAGGAGGCUACGGUACGUCACCUGGAACAGCUCCGACUAUAGCCGCAAGACAUGCAAGUGCUGCCAGUGUCAGUAUCAAUAAUUUAGAGGGAGGUAGACAUAGUCCAGAUGCAUUCGCAUCCCUUAGCGCUCGCCAUAUGAGAUGAUAGUAAAGAAUCAUAUUGGAUUCGCAGGAACUUGGAAUUGAGCUCCAGCAGCGAUAAGCCUGGGAUGGGAGAUCUCUGUAAGGGAACGUGUCUAGACUCAAGUUUACACAAGGUGCGGUACUGGUUGGAAAAGGCUUGCAGGCUAGCAUCACUCAGGGGAUAAUGCAGUGCGGACGGGAGCCACGAGUAUUUCUACAUGGAGGUGCAAGUAUUUAGCCAUGUGGCAAGAGGCGAUGUCGAUACAUGGCUGAAAACCGCCGAGCUGCGAUAAUGCAAGCUGGUCAAGGAUUUUGAUUCUGAUUGAGCGAGGUCAACU
Exophiala mesophila is the source of this 2965-nucleotide messenger RNA. RefSeq lists its product as uncharacterized. The transcript has 2 exons. Gene Ontology annotation, cellular component: Golgi apparatus. The record is from RefSeq and is a predicted model, not a curated record. Bases 343 to 2649 code for a protein of 768 amino acids. Lineage: Eukaryota; Fungi; Ascomycota; Eurotiomycetes; Chaetothyriales; Herpotrichiellaceae. Gene Ontology annotation, molecular function: GTPase activator activity; protein binding. Gene Ontology annotation, biological process: endocytosis; endoplasmic reticulum to Golgi vesicle-mediated transport; intra-Golgi vesicle-mediated transport.